This is a messenger RNA of Caenorhabditis auriculariae, 714 nucleotides long. The record is from the annotation of a GenBank genome assembly. Lineage: Eukaryota; Metazoa; Nematoda; Chromadorea; Rhabditida; Rhabditidae.
AUGGAACUGAGCCCGGACCAAACCCGAUUCUUGAUCAGGCAGAUGGAAAUCCACUAUUGCCUGUGGAACCCGUUUCAUGGAGUCCCGUUAGCGGAAGAGGACAGUCUUUGGGAGCAUGUGACGAACCUCAUGAACGAGCAGUUCGGGAGUAAUAUUAGAGGUUUAUUUUACCAGAUUCAGAGGGGGGGCCGUAGCGCAAGAGGUUGUGUGCCUGUCUAAAGAGUCACAAGUUCCAUCCAACCACCUCGACCCAACCAAGGGGUUUAAGAAACGUUGGUAGUGUGAAACCACGACUUCAUAAUCCGCAGCCGUCACGCACCAGGACGGAUAUGUCACUGGAAUGUUUAAAUAGACAAAAUAUUGUAGUCAGGAUUAAUUCUGCUUUGACACCUAUUUUUAAAAACCUUUGUAAAGCAACGUUUAUUUGUUAUUUGUUGCAGUGGAAGAUCUCAGAAAUUUCUGGGACGACUUCAGGACCAGUUACAUUGAAUGGCAGCUGAAUCCAGAUCAAUCGAGCACCCCAUUCCCAUAUGCAACAGAGAUGCAAUUCUAUGUGAUUGAGACAAUGUGAGUUUUGAAAAAUCUUGAUUUUUUGCAAAAUUCUUGGUUUUCAGAGUUAUUACCACUAUCAAUUUCACUAUUGACCGUGUUACGACCGUUGACAAUAAAGUCUAUAUCUUCGGAUCUUCCCGAAAUCAAAAUCAACAGCAAUGA